Molecule: messenger RNA, 1011 nt
Organism: Naumovozyma castellii
Lineage: Eukaryota; Fungi; Ascomycota; Saccharomycetes; Saccharomycetales; Saccharomycetaceae
Gene: RFC3
Product: replication factor C subunit 3
Exons: 1
Coding region: 1-1011 (336 amino acids)
Source: RefSeq, a predicted model, not a curated record
AUGAGCAAUAAGAUAUUAAAUAAAGAUAAUGAUAACCUUCCCUGGGUUGAAAAAUACAGACCUGAGACACUAGAUGAUGUUUAUGGACAAACUGAAGUCGUUACCACGGUUCGCAAGUUCUUAGCAGAAGGUAAAUUGCCACAUUUAUUAUUUUAUGGACCACCAGGUACGGGUAAGACGUCUACUAUUGUCGCCCUUGCGCGUGAAAUAUAUGGACGAAAUUAUUCUAACAUGGUCUUGGAAUUGAAUGCUUCCGAUGAUAGAGGUAUUGAUGUUGUCAGGAACCAAAUUAAAGAUUUUGCCUCCACAAGACAGAUUUUUUCUAAGGGGUUUAAAUUAAUUAUUUUGGAUGAAGCUGAUGCUAUGACCAAUGCAGCUCAAAAUGCCUUGAGACGUAUCAUUGAGAAGUACACUAAGAAUACGAGAUUUUGUAUCUUGGCCAAUUAUUCGCACAAGUUAACACCUGCUCUGCUAAGUAGGUGCACCAGGUUUAGAUUUCAGCCAUUACCAAGAGAAGCCAUUGAAAUGAGAAUUGCCAACGUUCUUGUACACGAAAACUUGAAAUUAUCUGAUGAAGCUAAGGAAGCUUUAAUAACGUUAUCACAAGGUGAUAUGAGACGUGUAUUAAAUGUGUUACAAGCAAGUAAGGCUACAUUAGAUGAUCCUGUGAAAGAUGAGAUUGAUGCAGAAGUUAUAUACGAAUGUUGUGGAGCACCGAGACCUAAUGAUCUAAAAACUGUAUUAAAAUCGAUAUUAGAAGACGAUUGGAGCACAGCAUAUUACACUUUAACGAAAAUACGUAGUUUGAAAGGACUAGCAUUAAUUGAUUUAAUCGAAGGGAUCGUAAAGAUUUUGGAAGAUUACGAAUUGAAAAAUGAACUAACAAGAAUAACACUAUUGACUAAAUUGGGAGACAUUGAAUAUGCUAUAUCUAAGGGGGGUAACGAGAAGAUCCAGAGUAGUGCAGUUAUUGGCGCCAUCAAAUCAAGUUUUGAAUUAGAAGUUAACUAG